ACUUUCGUGUUUUCAUUCAAAACGAGAUUCGAGAGCGAAUGGAGCCGAGAGAUAUACGAAGCUCGGUUGCUCCGCAGCAAAGGAACUGAAACAGAGGACGCAGCGAUCACGAUUUGUGAAUCGCGAAGCUUCGGUCAAUCAAUCCCCUCGAGACAAGAAUUUUGAGGAGCAGAAGAAACGUAAAAGACUAUAUAGAGGAACGGAUGGAAGGAUUUUACAUGAAGAACUAUUCGAAGGUAACUGGGGACGGCAGCGUUUCCUCGAUCAAUCUACCGAACGAUCACCAAUUACUACUCAACAGACCUCGCUAUGGAUCAACGUCGUUCGCGAGCUCUCCAUUUGAUUCUCGAACUCCCGAUCCUCUCGAGAUGGAAUCUGCACUGAUGCAUUACCCCCUCACCGCAGCAGCUGCAGCUACCGUCGUUCCAUCUCCUAUCGACGCAUUCUCAUCUCCUGUCAUUGAUUCCAGCAAGUUCCAUCCGCGACUAAUGCAAAAGUACCACCAUAGCUCCAACUUCUCCUCUCGUAGCUCUUCGCCAUCUCCUCUUCCUCUGUCGAUAAUAGACAACCUGGAGACCCCACCAUCGAGGUCGCCGCCCUUGUUCACUACACCGGUGAAAGUCGAAGAGGACGUACUGGUGAUGGAUGGGAUUCUUGUUGGAUCGGUACCGGGUGGACGUUCAAGGUCGAGUUCAGAUUCCGGCUCCUUGUCUCCGGGAAACAACCUCUAUAAGACGGAGAUUUGCCGGUCAUGGGAAGAAACGGGGAGUUGUCGCUACGGCACCAAAUGCCAGUUUGCUCAUGGAAAAGAGGAAUUGCGUCCUGGCCGUUACAUUAACAAGAACAGCAAGUCCGAACUGUGCAAAUCUUGGAGCACAGGGACAAGCACACAUAGCACGAAAAGCCGCCUCCCUCGCCAUGUCACGGCAUCGGUAGCGUCUGCGUCACCACCACAGGGGAUGAAGAAAUCAACGAUGAAAUUCAAACAGGAGGAACGCUCAGCUGCUGUAGACUGGUCACCAGCGGAUGAUGGCAUCAAGAUUCGACUCCCGUCUUCCACUGAGGAACCUGCGGAUAGGGAAACAGUUGACUCGUACAUCCGUGGUGUUCUGCAUGGCUCUUCUCGGAGGAGAAGACUGCCCGUGUUUGCUGAAAUAUGCCCAGAGUAGACAUCCUUAGCAUCCCAUUAACGGUUUUCUUUUUCUACUUCCACCCGUUGGAUUAGGGUAAGUAGUACCCUGUGAAAAAAAUAGGAAACAAUACCAACAUUUGAACCUUCUGGAUUUUACAGUGGUUGCUGUUUUUUGAAACUUUCAGCAACCGACAGCUCAAUUUGUCAUUACACCGGGUGAAGAAUUUUUCCUUCUCACAGAUUAGCAAGAAAGAAUAGUUUAAGAAUAGUU
This is a messenger RNA of Telopea speciosissima, 1403 nucleotides long. RefSeq names its product zinc finger protein zfs1-like. The record is from RefSeq and is a predicted model, not a curated record. NCBI's taxonomy places the organism in Eukaryota, Viridiplantae, Streptophyta, Magnoliopsida, Proteales, Proteaceae. Bases 204 to 1169 code for a protein of 321 amino acids. The transcript has 4 exons. Gene Ontology annotation, molecular function: mRNA binding; metal ion binding.